AGACUUGUAGCAUUUUACUGCACUUGACUAUGGCAUUCUCUUCCCUUACUCCAGUCUUUGUAGCAAUAAUCUGUGUCUUGAUUGGAAUAAUACUGAAAGGUAACAGGAAAAGCAACAGCAAAGAGCAGAACAAAACGAACAGGAAGACAGAGUCUCGCCCAUGGGUGGAUGAAGACUUAAAAGACAGCACCGAUCUUCAUGUGGAUGAAGAAGAUGAUGGUGGUGAAUGGCAGGGCUUAGAUGACAACAUUGCUCAUGUCCCUUUUUCAACUGAGCGAUACGCUGAAGAAGACAUGAUGAAUAGAUCAAAGGAUUUUUAUGAGCUUCUCAAUAAGAGACGAUCUGUCAGGUUUAUAAGCGACGAGCCGGUUCCAAGAGAGAUCAUUGACAAUGUGAUUAAAACAGCAGGAACAUCUCCCAGUGGGGCACACACUGAGCCUUGGACCUUUGUAGUAGUGCAAGAUGCAGAAGUAAAACACAAGAUCCGCGAGAUCAUUGAAGAUGAGGAAGAAAUAAACUACAAGAAAAGAAUGGGAGACAGAUGGGUUAAUGACUUGAGAAGACUGAGGACAAACUGGAUCAAAGAAUACUUGGAUACAGCUCCCUACCUGAUUCUUAUUUUCAAGCAGGUGUAUGGAAUGCUUCCAGAUGGAAAAAAGAAAACCCACUACUACAAUGAGAUCAGUGUUUCUAUUGCCUGUGGCAUUCUCCUCGCUGCACUCCAGAAUGUGGGUUUGGUGACAGUUACCUCUUCACCCCUGAAUUGUGGCCCACGCCUAAGGGUGCUGCUUGAGCGUCCAGUGAACGAAAAGCUACUCUUGCUCUUGCCAGUCGGUUACCCCAGAAAAGAUGCUACCGUGCCAGACUUGACACGCAAGCCACUGGAAGACAUUAUGGUGGUUAUAUAAACAUGAAGCAGUUGGGAGGAGACCCUGGAAAAUGUGUCGCUGUUGAGAGUUGUCUGCAGAAUGUUCCUUUCCCUUGGCCAUUUACAUUGAGGCCCCUUCAAACAUGCAGCAGCCUCUCCCACACAAGUUCAGGUGCCCCCACAAUCACAUGGAUCAUACUGUAUUUCUGUGCUGAAUGUACAUAACUGGUCACAUGUUGUUGCUACUAUUCUCAUAAGAACACGUAACUGGGUAUGUGGUUUGUGUGCAGCAUCCACCACACACUCAAAGUUGUGGUUAAGCUCAAAGGCAUCCACUUAGAGAGGCUACAGUAUGUCUGAAUUGGUGCAUAGUCUAUACACUCUUCUCCUUUUCUCUCCCUCCUUAGCUACAUUUUAUGUGUAUCUCUCCAGCUUUUUCUAUCUAGACACCUUCAAAGCCCCAAUAAUGACAACAGGUGCACUCAUUAAUAACAGUAAGCAAUCAGAAUAAGUAAAGUGGAUAAGGACUAGUUAAUUGAUGAGCAUUACUCAUUACUCCAAGAGCAAAUAUGCAGUGGCAUCUCAAUGACUUUCAUCACAUUAAUUUCCACAGCUACCUGAUCUGGGCCUGGUAACCAAGAGGUCUUCUGUAUCUUUCAAAGUUGGGCAGGGGGAAGGCAGAAUUCCACCUUGUGGUUUUUCCCAUUACAGAGUUGCAAGAACAGCUGCACUUGGCUGACUUUCUCUUCUCCUAAAGAUACAGGAUCAGUCUCAGGCCAUGAACCUGGCAACCUUAUAAUGCAAACAAAGAAUCAAAAUGCCAUUUUACCUUAUUUCUAAAAUAUGGAUUUUAUCACAUGCUUCCUCACAGCAGCAUGGCAUGAAAAUCAGGAAAUCAUUCUAUAGUGGAUUGCACCUCCCCACUAACCUGAGCACUCUAGCCAAAGAGGUGGUUCUCUUCCAGUCUCCCAAACAGGGUUGACAUUCCUCCAGGCCUCUCCCUGUUUCUUAACUUGGUGGUGGCAAUUGGGUGCAAUUGCAACUAAAAAACACUGGUCUAGCUAGCUAGUGCUGUUGCUGGUGCAAAUCAUUUUACCUCCUCCACAAUCCAACAUCCAAUGCGAUGUUGGCCCAACAGCUAUUGACAGCAGAGACUGGUGGCUACAAUGUCUGUGUGGCAGUGAAUCCUCUCCAAGUUCUAAUCCAAACUUUCAAGAAGCUGUCCAAGGUGCUCCUUGAAAGUUUGGACUAAAAUCUGGGAUGGAUUCAUUGUCCCACUGACAUUGAAUCCACCAGUCUUCACUGCCUAUUGAGUUAAUAUUUAUUUCUCAAUCCGUUUAGAGGCUUUUUGUUAAGUGGUGCAUAUAUCUUGUUAAAUAAAGAAAUUUAAAAAAAUUAUCCUAUCUUUCCUCCAAGGAGCUCAUGGUAGUGUCCAUGAUUCUCCUCCUCCCACCCUGUGAGGUGAGAUAGACUGAGAGAUAAUGGCUGGCUCAGUGAGCUUUGAAAAAGUGGGGACUUGAACCCAGGUCUCCCCAUUCUUACUCUGACAUCCCAACCACUACACCACACUGAAGUGAAAGCUGAAUCAGUGGCUUCCAGCUUCCCAUCCCCACACUUACAUGUAGCCAUUCCUCUAGGUCUCCACUGUUUCCUCAUAGAUUUUAUAUAGAUACUGUUAAAUCCACCCAGCCUGGAGCUCUCACGUAGUACAUGUAACUUGAUGAAGCUGUCUGAGCAACAUACAGGCUGAGAAUGGCUAGCAGAGGUCUGUUUGCAUUUUAGGUAUUCAUAAUGCCACACAGAGCAUAGGUGAUGUAUCACAUAAUUCUGCAGUGGCUACAGUGACAAAUGAGUGCAUGGAUUCCUUGGUUUUAACUUUGUUGAAGGUCAGAAUGUAUUCAGGGAGCAGGGAACUAGAACAUACUCAGGGGCAUCAUAAUUAGAAAGGUAGCUUGCCUCCCCAAAUAUGUUUAGAAAAGCAACUUUUGCUUACCAUGUUAGUCAAGUUUUUCCCCCCUGACAAAAUACAGAUGAUAGAUUGAUUGAUUUCUUACUUGCCCUUCACUCCAAGGUUCCUGAGUGGGUUGCAACAAUUUAAAAUUCAUUAUUAAGAGCAGUUUAAAAUAAAUAAAAAUCACAGGAAUAGGGUGGGUCCUGAAAGCACAUAUCUCAGGUGUCAAAAGUCAGAGUAAAGAGGUGCAUCUUUAGCGUACAAUGGAAACUACAAUAAAAGUGCCAGACAAACCUCUGCGGGAUGGGAAUCCUGCAGCCUAGCAGCAUGCCAUCCUAGAGAAUGCCAUCUCCCAGGCCAUCAUUCCCUGAACUUCUGAGGAUGGUAGAGCUACAAAGAGGGCCCCCUCUGCUGAUCUUGACACCCUAGAGGGUCUGGAGGGUUCCGGCAGUGACAGCCAGAAAUAAUAAUUUCCUUGGAAGAAUAAACACCCACCAUCCACUACUCAGUGGUCUGAAGAUUUCACUGCUUUUUCUACAUUUGAAAGUACAGCUUAUAGCUGUCAGU
Molecule: messenger RNA, 3386 nt
Organism: Rhineura floridana
Lineage: Eukaryota; Metazoa; Chordata; Lepidosauria; Squamata; Rhineuridae
Gene: IYD
Product: iodotyrosine deiodinase
Exons: 5
Coding region: 30-908 (292 amino acids)
Molecular function (GO): oxidoreductase activity
Source: RefSeq, a predicted model, not a curated record